Molecule: messenger RNA, 1287 nt
Organism: Medioppia subpectinata
Lineage: Eukaryota; Metazoa; Arthropoda; Arachnida; Sarcoptiformes; Oppiidae
Source: the annotation of a GenBank genome assembly
GAACACUUGGAGGCGUCGGAAGUGUUGACCAAAUUGAAUGUGUGGAAGAGUCAGACACUGCAGACAGGACUUCCCGGUUGGCUCCUCAACCAGUCGUUCCGCGACAGCCUUAAGACAGCUCUAUUGGGCGGUGGCGAACAGUGGUCUGUAUAUAAGGAACUGCCGAAAGACAAACACUCGCCAGACAUCGAGUCGUUGGACAGUUACGCGAAUAAGAGGUGGGAAUCGAUUCUGCAUUUUAUGGUUGAACGCAAACACCGCGAGACGGAUGUGAUCAGCAAUGAGACGAAGAAUGUCUUAUUGCACGCCAAUCUCAUACGUCUGGACGACCCGAACGGCAUACCAGACAUCACUGCCAAUGGGUUUCAGUUCCUAUUAAUGAACAUCAGUUCACAAGUGUUUUACUUUUUGCUCAAAUAUUUGGACACAAUUCAGUCGAAAGGACUCGAUUUGGCGGAAGCACUCAUUUUCCUCUUUCAGCUCAGUUUCCUUUCGUUGGGAAAAGAUUACUCGACUGAAGGCAUGACUGAUUCAAGUCUUUUGGUUCUUCAGAACUUACGAGAGUUUGGAUUAGUUUAUCAAAGAAAACGAAAAGAUGGCAGAUUUUAUCCGACGAGACUCGCCAUAAAUCUCGUGAGUGGUCUAAAGGGGACAUCACUUCACACAAAGAAAUCCGGUUUUAUAAUCGUUGAGACAAACUAUAGAGUCUACGCCUACACCGAGUCGACCAUUCAAAUCGCAUUACUGGCCAUUUUCACGGAAAUGCAGUACCGGUUCCCGAAGUUUGUGUUGGGAGUGAUUACACGGGAGAGCUGUCGGCAGGCAUUCAAGUGCGGCAUAACUGCCAAACAGAUUGUCAACUAUCUGGAUUACUCGACUGAAGGCAUGACUGAUUCAAGUCUUUUGGUUCUUCAGAACUUACGAGAGUUUGGAUUAGUUUAUCAAAGAAAACGAAAAGACGGCAGAUUUUAUCCGACGAGACUCGCCAUAAAUCUCGUGAGUGGUCUAAAGGGGACAUCACUUCACACAAAGAAAUCCGGUUUUAUAAUCGUUGAGACAAACUAUAGAGUCUACGCCUAUACCGAGUCGACUAUUCAAAUCGCAUUACUGGCCAUUUUCACGGAAAUGCAGUACCGGUUCCCGAAGUUUGUGUUGGGAGUGAUCACACGGGAGAGCUGUCGGCAGGCAUUCAAGUGCGGCAUAACUGCCAAACAGAUUGUCAACUAUCUGGUGAUGCACUCACACCCACAGCUGCACCACCAGAACCCUAUCAUUCCGGGCACUGUU